AACAACUCCCACCAUCCAUUGUUAGUCCCAAAAUUUUGAAAUGGACAUAUCAUCAAAAGAUCAAAGCAAGAAAAUUAUGUCCAAAGAAGAAGAUGAUAUCCUAAGUGUUAUGCAAUUACCAAUUGGUUUAGCCCUAAACAUGGUCUUGAAAGUCACUAUGGAACUUGGUAUUUUUGAUCUUUUGUCACCAAAUGCACAAUUAUCCUCUUCUCAAAUUGCAUCCAAAAUUCCAACAAAAAACCCUCAAGCUCCAAUUAUGAUUGAAAAGAUUUUGAGAUUUCUUGCUAGCCAAUCUUUGUUGAAAUUUACUCUUUGCAAAGAGGAUGAAAAUGGACCAUUUUAUAGUUUGACACCUUUGAGUAGAAAUCUUGUCUCUAAUAAAGAUGGGGUGUCAAUUGCUCCCACAUUUCUCUUCAUUAAUGACCAAGCCAUGGUUAAUUCUUGGUUUUACUUGAAGGAUGCAAUUCUUGAAGGAGAAAUACCAUUUAACAAAGCCAAUGGAAUGGGUGUAUUUGAAUAUCAUGCAAAAGAUAGUAGAUAUGCUGAGGUAACUAACAAAUCUACACAAAACUUGAACAAGAUAACCAUAACUAAAAUUCUUGAGACCUACACUGGCUUUCAAGAAGUAAAACAAAUGGUAGAUGUUGGAGGUGCUCUUGGUUUAACAAUGGCUUCUAUAGUUUCAAUGUACCCUCAUAUUAAGGGUGUCAAUUUUGAUUUGCCACAUGUCAUUAAGGAUGCUCCAACUUAUUCAGGGGUUGAGCAUGUUGCAGGAGAUAUGUUUCAAAGUGUUCCUCAAGGAGAUGUAAUCUUCAUGAAACAUGUAAUCCAUGAUUGGGAUGAUGAUGAUUGCAUAAAGAUAUUGAAGAAUUGUUGGAAAUCUUUACCUAAUUCUGGUAAAGUGGUGUUAGUUGAACAUAUAAAGCCAGAAAAUCCAGAAACAAAUGAUUUCUUUUCCAAGAAUGCAUUUUUCCUUGAUGUGUUUCUGAUGAUUGUCACUCCUGGUGGGAAGGAAAGAACAAAGGAAGAAUUUGAAAGUUUAGCAAAAAAAUCUGGAUUUUCUGGUUUCAAAGUCAUAAAUUCUGCAUAUUUAAUUUGGAUUAUGGAAUUGUACAAGUAGUAACUUUGUUAUAUUUCUUAAAAUAAGGGAUGUUUUACCCUUCACAACUUGUUGCAUAUCAUUUCAUAAUAUAUCGUAUUGCGUUGUAAUAUUGUAUUAUUCUGUAUUAAUAAAUAGAUUGUAUUAUUUCUCGUUGAUCGUUUCAUGAUAAUGUCAUAUGCCAGUAGUUUGAAGAAUAAAUUUACUAUACUAUAUUU
Solanum dulcamara is the source of this 1317-nucleotide messenger RNA. Its product is annotated as myricetin 3-O-methyltransferase 3-like. Gene Ontology annotation, biological process: methylation. Lineage: Eukaryota; Viridiplantae; Streptophyta; Magnoliopsida; Solanales; Solanaceae. Gene Ontology annotation, molecular function: O-methyltransferase activity; S-adenosylmethionine-dependent methyltransferase activity; protein dimerization activity. The coding region runs from base 41 to 1120 and encodes 359 amino acids. The transcript is spliced from 4 exons. The record is from RefSeq and is a predicted model, not a curated record.